This is a messenger RNA of Oppia nitens, 661 nucleotides long. It is a transcript of the gene MED11, whose product is annotated as mediator of RNA polymerase II transcription subunit 11-like. Gene Ontology annotation, biological process: regulation of transcription by RNA polymerase II. Bases 222 to 629 code for a protein of 135 amino acids. Lineage: Eukaryota; Metazoa; Arthropoda; Arachnida; Sarcoptiformes; Oppiidae. Gene Ontology annotation, molecular function: transcription coregulator activity. The record is from RefSeq and is a predicted model, not a curated record. Gene Ontology annotation, cellular component: mediator complex. The transcript has a single exon.
AAAAACUUCAAUUGAAUUGUCAUUUAAAUAGUAAUUACUUUUAAAAAAUAAAAAAGUUUUUAUUUGUGUUGAAUUAACCAAACAUUUUGAAUACAUUUCAUAUACACGCAUAUGUGAUGACCAGUUUCAGGUGAUAAUACCAUUGACAUCAAUCUCAACACUAUAGUGUCCACACAGAUAUAUCUUCAUCAUCACCAAUCAAUCAGAUCAGCUGAAGAUAUAUGGCUGGCUAUCAUCAGAACGAACGGCUGAAGAAGUUGGACGUAAUUGAACAGCAAUUAUGUCAGUCGAUACAGUCGGCUUCGGCCGCAUUGGCCGAACUGGGCAAAGACAAGCCAAGUAUCAAACAAGUGGAGACACAGAGUACACAGUUUCUGAAAGCCCUGGAAUCGAUUGACAACGAUAUUAGCAAACAGAUCCAGUACUUGACACGGGUUAGUACUGGUCAGGCGCACGAAGGAUCCAGUUAUGCGUCGAUGAAAGUCAAUCAUAUGGCUUGGCAUCGGUUGGAACAUUCGAGGACACGGCUGAACGAUUUGGACAGACUUCGGGUCCAGCAUCAGCUACAACAUCAACAUCAUCAGCAACAGCAACAACAACCACCACCACAACAACAACCACAACAAUAGUCUUUCAAAAACAUUUAACUAAACAUUUUUAU